Molecule: messenger RNA, 2538 nt
Organism: Salvia hispanica
Lineage: Eukaryota; Viridiplantae; Streptophyta; Magnoliopsida; Lamiales; Lamiaceae
Source: RefSeq, a predicted model, not a curated record
UCAUUUAAUACAGGGCUCCUUAAAUGCUUAAACCCUAAUUCUUCAAUCAUUCAGAUUUGGGGGUGGCUUAAACCCUAUCUCGGUUCAUAUCACCUGAAAUCAUUUGCAGAUUCCCAAUCCACCCCUCUCAUCAGCACGUCCGAAAAUUUGCAGAGGAGAUUGCUGUUAGCUCCGGUUCAAGCUAUUAGGCUGGUCCCACUCGGCAAUAUCAGAUUCUCAACUCAUUCGUGCCGGGAGAGGUUGAGUUCAGGCAUGGGGCAGGAUGGUGGUGAUGGUAAGGGGAGCGGAAGAGGUCGAGUUAGGAAGAGAAGAAGAGAGGUUGCAUUUGAUAAAGAUUCUGACUUCAGCGGCAGACGAGGUGGUGGAGGGCGCUCUGGUGGUAGGGGUGGUGGGAGAGGUGAUUCGGGUAGAUUUAUCAGGGGUGGCGGUGGUUCGUUUAGGGGGAGAGGUGGGGGGCGUGUUUCGCGUGGUAGUAGUACGUAUGUUGGGAGCGGCGAGGGGCGUGAAACUAGUAAAUUUAGUAGGGGUGGUGGUAGUUCGUAUGGUGGCAGAGGUGGGGGAGAGUGGAAAGAGAAGGGACAGAGUGGGAGAGGUUCAGGAAUGACAUACGGAAAUAGAGGGGGAAGAAGUGGUGAUCAGGGUAAUUCGGUGAAGAAAGGAGCAGGGAGAAGGAUGGAAAGACAAGGGUUUGUUGUUACAGAUGAUGAGGCUGUGGAGGAGGAAAGUGAUAAGGGGUAUACAAAUUUUAAGGAAUUAAUUGAUAACGACGAAGCAGAUGAUGAUGAAGAUGAGGAGGUGGAGGGCGAAGAAGUGGAAGUGGUAAGAGCCGAACUCGAGAAAGGAAGCAUUCAUAAAAGCUCACUCCAAAGUAGUGAUUCACACCUUAGUGAAAGCAGGUUCGAUAAAUGUCCCAUAUCACCCUUAUCACUUAAAGCAAUCAAAGAUGCUGGUUAUGAAAGGAUGACUCUGGUGCAAGAGGCAACUCUUCCUAUCAUUCUUAAAGGUAAGGACGUCCUGGCCAAGGCAAGAACUGGCACAGGGAAAACUGUAGCUUUUUUGCUCCCUGCAAUUGAAAUCAUAGCAAAAUUACCUCCUUCUGAUCGUGAUAAAAAAAGAUCCCCCAUAUACGUGCUUGUUAUAUGCCCAACCAGAGAACUUGCUACUCAGGCUGCUGCUGAGGCCAACAAAUUGUUGAAGUAUCAUUCUUCUAUUGGUGUUCAAGUUGUCAUUGGAGGUACCCGCUUAGGUAUGGAGCAAAAAAAGAUGCAAGUCAAUGCAUGCCAGAUACUCGUGGCAACACCUGGAAGGCUAAGGGAUCAUGUAGAGAAUACAGCCGGAUUCGCAACUCGACUGAUGGGAGUUAAAGUCUUGGUCCUUGACGAAGCCGAUCUUUUAUUAGACAUGGGAUUCCGCAAAGAAAUAGAGAAAAUAAUAGCUGCUGUACCAAAACAGCGACAGACACUUCUAUUUUCUGCAACAGUUCCGCAAGCGGUUCGUCAAAUCUGCCAUGUUGCCCUAAAACAGGACCAUGAAAACAUAAACACAGUAGAGGAAGGAAGUGAAGAUACACAUUCACAGGUCAGGCAGACAUACCUGAUUGCUCCUUUGGACAAACACUUUUCGCUUCUUUACACCAUGCUAAAAGGGCAUAUUGCAAAUGAUGUUAACUACAAGGUUAUUGUAUUUUGCACAACUGCAAUGAUGACCAAGCUUGUUGCUGAGCUUCUCAACAAGCUUAACUUGAAUGUCAGGGAGAUACAUUCUCGAAAACCUCAAAGUUACAGGACAAAAGUCUCGGAUGAGUUUAGGAAGUCAACUGGUCUUAUUCUCGUAACAUCUGAUGUGUCUGCACGUGGUGUUGAUUAUCCUGACGUGACCCUUGUUAUACAGAUUGGUAUUCCAGCGGAUAAACAGCAGUAUAUCCACAGAUUGGGUCGAACUGGCCGAAAAGGAAAAGAAGGGGAAGGUGUGUUGGUGUUGGCACCUUGGGAAGAGUUCUUCUUGAACACUAUCAAAGACUUACCUAUAUCAAAGGCAACUGAACCAUUGGUAGAUUCAGAUGCUACGAAAAGGGUCGAACGCGCUGUAUCCCAGGUCGUGAUAAAGAGCAAAGAAUCAGCAUACCAGGCAUGGCUCGGGUACUACAACUCAAACAAAAGUAUUGGUCGAAACAAAUCUAGACUCGUGGAGCUCGCAAACGAGUUUAGUCGAAGCAUGUGUCUCGACACCCCUCCGGCCAUUCCAAAGCAAGUCCUCGGAAAGAUGGGUCUGAAGAACAUACCUGGAUUAAGGUCCAAGUAGAUAAUGAGCAAUGAAUUCUCAUUUUACAUUAUAAGUUUUAUUAGUAGAAUUUUAAGGAGACCGGCCACCUACAACCUCAAUUUUUGUGUCAUAACUUGUGAGUUAUAUUGGUAACAAUUAUAGGAUGUCAUAAAAUGUAAUUUUGAUCUCAUUAGGAAAUUUCUAGUCCAUUUCUUUGUAGAGAAACAUUUCGAAUGCUUAUUCUUUCGAGGAAAUAUACAGAAAUAUUUGAUCAAA